Messenger RNA from Panicum virgatum (switchgrass), 873 nucleotides. RefSeq lists its product as uncharacterized. Lineage: Eukaryota; Viridiplantae; Streptophyta; Magnoliopsida; Poales; Poaceae. The coding region runs from base 92 to 640 and encodes 182 amino acids. Gene Ontology annotation, molecular function: zinc ion binding. The transcript is spliced from 3 exons. The record is from RefSeq and is a predicted model, not a curated record.
UCCCCGCCCCUCCUGCCUCGGCCGUCGUCGCCGAGCUGCCGCGGUCAUCCCCAGAGGCAGGAAGCGCAUCUACUUCUCGUCCAAUUCCGACAUGGUAGCGUUGAGCUCGCAAGGUUCCAGGAUAAGUGCAGGCAGCCGUGGUGUCUGUGGGCUUCUGAGGUCGCGACCACUGGUGCCCUACAGAGAAGGCCCUCUUGCUUAUGAGCCCACCGUGGUGUGCGUGUGCAACAGAAAGGCACCACGGUGGAUUUCGUGGAGUGAUGAUAAUCCAGGUCGGAGGUACUAUAGAUGCAGCCAAGCAAGGACUGAUGGAGACUGUGGCUUCUAUGUGUGGUAUGAUCCUGACCACACAACAUUUAUGAAGAACUUACUUUUGGAUCUCCGUAAUGCUGUUUGGGAAUUGAGGAGCAAAGCGGAGGAGAUUGCUGAGCUGAAGGAAAUCAAUGACUUGCUGUCCAGUGAGAAUAAAGAGAAGGUUUUAGUCGUAAUGGCACAGCAGAAGGACCUGGAAGAGAGGAGUCAGCAAUUGGCACUCCUGGCUAACAAGAUCAGUUCAAGGAGUAGCUGUAGUUUAUUCUGUUGUGGCUUUGUAAUGUUACUGGUUGGCUUGUUCUUUGGCCUGAUGUUAGGUGCCAUGUGACAUAUCCAUGUAACGUGUCUUAUCAAAGCAUUUGUAUGCAAGUGAUGCAGACAGUAUAAGACAACAAUCUUUUAUCGGAUUCAUGCUGCAUAUAUACCAUCUGGCAUGGGAGCAGAGAAUAUGCAUAGUUUGGGUUGGGUGGCUACUUGCUACUGAAGUUUUCAGAAGAUCCCGUGCCAAUUCAUUAGUGUUUCUGCUGAAAACUUUUGAGAAAAUGAAUGAGGGUUUGUUCA